GCAUGAUUGAAUUCGUCAGAAACCGUUUCAUCUUGCAACCAUGGUUUCACAUGAUGAAAUCAAAGCUAUCUUCGAGGCCGCUGAUGUCGACAAGUCAGGCAAACUGUCCACUCAUGAGGUGAAGAAGGUUUUAGAGAAUGAUGUUGGCUGCGAGUUGCCAGACGAUGCGGUGAAGCAAUUCCUGAGCCAACAUGACGCCGACGGUGAUCAGCAGUGGACGAUUGACGAGUUGGCCCAGUUAUUCACUCCCACAAAUUAUUGAAUCAGUCGGUGGCUGGUUGUUGGCCGUCCUUCUAAGCAGUGUCUUUAGUGAAUUUUCAUAAUAAUUGUAAAUUAGUAAUAUCUCGAAGAAGUGAAAUAAAUUUUAUUCCCCUGU
Trichobilharzia regenti is the source of this 376-nucleotide messenger RNA. The record is from the annotation of a GenBank genome assembly. NCBI's taxonomy places the organism in Eukaryota, Metazoa, Platyhelminthes, Trematoda, Strigeidida, Schistosomatidae.